AUGGCGCUCGUGGAGUCGGUGAAGCGUUCGUUGCGCAAAGGUAAUGAAGAGGAACGGCUCUGGGCGGUGAGUGUCAUUCCCUUGCUGGCACUUCAGAGCGAAACGUGCGCGGAUGUGCCGGAGCUGGUGGAAACAUUUAAGCCGGUGAUGAUGGGUAUACUCACGGACGUUAGUUCGGGAAAUUCUAAUGUUCGGAUGAAGUGUUGCUCGAUACUGGGAAUGCUCUGCUUUAUCGGCGAGGAUGAACGGGCUGAUGAGAUCGUGUCACUUAUGAAGAUCCUACAGGAAACAAUUAAAAUCGAACCCGUUCCAGUCAGCGGUGACUUUCAGGCAGUAGUGCUGCGUUCCUGGACACUACUUCUAACACUUCUCUCACCCCACAAGGUCCUGGUGCACGUAAAAAAUGGCGACCUAAUGUCGCCAAGAGAUCUCAUGGCAAUGCUCGAUAGCAACCAUCUGGAUGUACGCACAGCGUCGGGCGAAACGAUUGCUUUGAUGCAUGAACUGUUGUGUCAGUAUGAUUCAAGCUUUCUUCAGGAAGACCUCCCCGAUCUGCUCAACACUGUCCGCAAGCUGAGCACGGACGCGUACCGCUUCCAGGGGAAACGAGGCCGCAAACUUCAAAGAAUCACAUUCCGUGAUGUGCUGCUGUACCUGCAGGAGGCCGUUGUACCGGAGAUGCGCAUUAAGUUUGGUGAUGAAACGCUUCUCCUAAGCAGUUGGAUGAUGCAUCGGAGGUAUGAUUGCUUGAAGGACGUGUUGGGAAUGGCACUGAAUGUACAUCUGGAGGAGAAUGCGCUGGUGCGUGACUUGUUGAAGAUAGGUCCUAAGGUGGAAAGGAUUGUGAGACGUCCUGGUGGGAGAAUUGAGAAGGAGUUCAGACAUUCGUUCGAUGCCUCAAAGGAGCGCUCGAUUGCACGUGGCAAAGAGCGUGACAAGCGACUGUUUCAUUUAAAGUAA
Molecule: messenger RNA, 960 nt
Organism: Anopheles merus
Lineage: Eukaryota; Metazoa; Arthropoda; Insecta; Diptera; Culicidae
Product: interferon-related developmental regulator 2-like
Exons: 1
Coding region: 1-960 (319 amino acids)
Source: RefSeq, a predicted model, not a curated record